ACCUGUUAAAUACUGUUGGGUUCUGAGGUAUCCCAGAGCCCAUACAGUGUACGUUAUCUUUAUUUUAAAAGGUUUUCUUUAGUAACUUCAGUACGUGUUACACGUUGUACAACAUGUUGAUCAUUUAUCCCUAUGUGUAUGUUAGAAGUUGGAAAGAAGUUGCUAAAUCAUUCAUGUCCCUCAGGUUGCUUGUUGGUAUUCAUUUUCACUGUGAGCAAGUAUAUGUGUGGAGGGAGAAGAAGGUUCAGCAAUCUCAUUGUGCGCUGUUGGAAAAUGUUAAAUGGCCAAUCACAAAAAAAUGGCCCCAAGUCAUGCAAAGCUAUUCCAAUACAGCUCCAGAAACUUGUGAAGUGCAGUAGCAUUUCAAGUUGCGGAUACCUAGCUGAUUCCUUCCCCAUUACAUGAAUCGUCCAACAGUUUGAAAGUCUGCCUUUCUAUGAGUAAGGUCUGAUGAUUGCACAAUAAACUGCAGCAUUGAUGUUUCCGUGCAAAUAUGAGUAAGUGAAGCAUUGUUGAAUAACAGGCAAGCGCGAUGGUGAUCGACAGACAGAGAGGGGGAAUAGAGAACAGUGUUGUUUUGGUCAGAUUGGUUUGUGUAUGUGUGUGUGUGGGGGGUUGAUGUCGUCCCUCACCUGCAAUGCAGUGCUGGGCUGUAUCAUCCAAUCAUGUCCCAGCUGUCGGCGAAAGAGGGCUGGGCCAGAGGCUGACGACAGCCAAGGAGAGUUCUCGGUCAGACGGAGAGAAAGAGAGACGUGAAUGUGUGAGAGAAAAAAGUGAGCGAGAGAGUCGGGGAGUGUGCAGUGGUACCCUGCGCUCCAGGACUCAGCCUCAGUGCUCAGCCUGCAGUUGAGCCUCUACAUUUCUCCUCUCUUCGCUCGUAUUCCCCAUCACUGCUCUGAUCCAUCCUCUCUCCUCUUCUCUGCUCUCUUCUGUUAUAAUCACUGCUUUUCAGUUGUCAGCACUGAUCGCUUUCUCCUCCUUCUCCUCCACUUGUACUUUUUUUUUAACUCUCUCCAUCCCUUUUCUGAACCUCUAAUACCUCUUUCUUUUCCUCCUGUUGGAUGGAGUAAGAGGCUUUUUCAACACCUACACCCUCUCUUCUCUGGGCCUCCUCCCUGCAUCAUCCCAUGGGUAUCCGUGCAUCUUGCAGACCAGAGCCUCAUGGCCGUGGAGGCGGCUCUCAGCCAGGUCAGGCAGAGUCUCCGUUACCAGAGCAGGAUGAAGAGAUCUUGGGCUCUGAUGACGAUGAACAGGAGGACCCCAACGACUACUGCAGGGGUGGAUAUCACCAUGUGAGGAUUGGAGAUCUGUUCAAUGGGAGAUACCAUGUGAUCCGUAAGCUUGGCUGGGGUCACUUCUCCACUGUGUGGCUGGCCUGGGAUAUCCAGGAAAAGCGCUUCGUGGCCAUGAAGGUUGUAAAAAGUGCUGAACAUUACACUGAGACUGCUCUGGAUGAAAUCAAGCUGCUGAAAUCAGUGAGAAACACAGAUCCCAGUGACCCUUACAGAGAGAAAGUAGUGCAGCUGCUAGAUGACUUCAAAAUUUCUGGCAUGAAUGGAACUCAUGUGUGUAUGGUCUUUGAAGUACUUGGGUACCACCUGCUUAAGUGGAUUAUUAAGUCGAAUUAUCAAGGGCUGCCUUCGCCCUGUGUUAAAAGCAUCAUACGACAGGUUCUGCAGGGUUUAGACUAUCUCCACACCAAGUGUAAGAUCAUACACACAGACAUCAAACCGGAGAACAUUCUGCUCACUGUGAAUGAGCCCUACAUCAAGAAGAUGGCUGCUGAAGCUACUCAGUGGCAGAAGACUGGCACCGCACCUCCCUCGGGUUCUGCAGUGAGUACAGCCCCAACUUCCAAACCAACAGCCAAAAUGUCAAAGAACAAAAAGAAGAAGAUGAAGAAGAAGCAAAAAAAGCAGGCCGAGAUGCAGGAAAAGAGGAUACAUGAGAUGGAGGGAGGAGCAUUACCCGACACCCGAGAAGAGGAGGAUGACGAGGAGACUACGGAGAACACUGAAGAUACGUCCUCAGCCACUCUUUCUACGUCUGCCACGCAGCAGGACAUCACUAACCAUACUAACGCAGACUUGACUCCCGAAGAGCAGUCUGCUCAUACGUCAGGGCUAAAUGAACAGAGGGAGGUUACGGCCGAUGACGAGAACAGAAUGGAGGUCAACUGCAACGGCCACGCCGCCACACCGGAGAAUGAGACCAGUCUAGAGGUUCGAGGGACCGAGCAAUGUACAGAGGAACAGGAGGAUCAACAGGAUGCAAAGCAACCAGAAAGCAAUAAAGAGACCGACAAUGCAUUUUGUGACAAAGAAGAGCGGCCAUCCUGUAACGGAAACUCUGAUACCGAGCAGCAACGUCCCCCUGCUUCACUCAGUCCAGACUCUGUCACUGUAGAGCUAAAAGAGGGAGACAAGAUAGAGGAGCAGAUGGACACUCUAAAGGAGACCAAAAGAGAAAAUGAGGAAGAGAACAGCCAGGAUGGAGCAACAGGAAGCAUGUUAGUAAACCCCCUGGACCCUCUCAAUGCUGACAAAUUGCAGGUUAAGAUUGCUGACCUCGGCAAUGCCUGCUGGGUGCACAAACAUUUCACAGAUGACAUCCAGACACGGCAGUACCGCUCUCUUGAGGUGUUGAUAGGAGCCGGCUAUAGCACACCAGCAGACAUCUGGAGCACAGCCUGCAUGGCCUUUGAGCUGGCUACUGGAGAUUACCUGUUUGAACCCCACUCUGGAGAAGACUACUCCAGAGAUGAAGAUCACAUAGCGCUGGUCAUCGAGCUGCUAGGCAAAGUCCCUCGGAAGCUGAUCUUGGCAGGCAAAUACUCAAAGGAGUUUUUCACCAAGAAAGGUGAUCUCCGGCACAUCACCAAGUUGAAGCCUUGGGGUCUGUUUGAUGUCCUGGUAGAAAAGUAUGAGUGGUCCAAAGAGGAGGCCCACUCUUUCAGCAGCUUCCUGCUUCCCAUGCUGGACCUGGUGCCUGAAAGAAGAGCCACCGCAGCCCAGUGUCUCUCCCACCCAUGGCUCUCAUCCUAGAGGAUGCCUGCACACACAGCUGCAUAUUGUGAAAAGGAUAAGAUGGGUUUGAAGGGCUUAAGCUUGAAAACGUACAGUAAACAAAUACUUCCAUUUCUGUGAGAGCCUGUGAUUCCAUCGUGCCUGUAGCCUGUUGUCACGGCUCUCACGGGUC
Messenger RNA from Maylandia zebra (zebra mbuna), 3198 nucleotides. It is a transcript of the gene srpk1b, whose product is annotated as SRSF protein kinase 1b. Gene Ontology annotation, molecular function: ATP binding; protein serine/threonine kinase activity. Gene Ontology annotation, cellular component: nucleus; cytoplasm. Gene Ontology annotation, biological process: peptidyl-serine phosphorylation; intracellular signal transduction; spliceosomal complex assembly. The record is from RefSeq and is a predicted model, not a curated record. Lineage: Eukaryota; Metazoa; Chordata; Actinopteri; Cichliformes; Cichlidae.